UUGAUUUUUAAUAAAAUAACAUAAAUUGAGAUAUAGUUUAUAUAAACUUAUAUUGAAUUUAAAUGUAUUUAUUUAAAUAUUUAGUUUUGUGUUUACUGGCAAUAAUUAAUUCACAUUAUAUAACAUGUUAUAUAUUGACUGAUGAAGAAAAUACUGAUUUUGAUGGACCAACCACUCAGACAGGACGUGAGUUGGAGAGCCGACUGAAACUAUAUCAAGCACUGACACCCGAUCAACGAACCAAUGUUACCGCCGUAGCCGAGGUGUGCGGCAAACAUGACCUCCCGGUCCAGUGUACAGCAGUAUUGGGUGCAUCGGUCCGGUCAAACGACAAUUGCGACAGUUAUUGUUGUUCACAGGGAAGGCUAAGCGGUUUUUGUCGGACACAGUUAACCAAUUUGAUUGUCAAGGAUCCACUUAAAGCCGAUAUGUACGUAAAAUUUGAACCCACCCUAUCGUCACAGUGUUUGUGCACCGAUUCAUGGAAAGACGCCUCCUGUCGACCUGAUGGCUCAUUUCUUGGCAUUCAUUGUCCCGAUGAGUGGUCGUGUAGUCACUAUUGUUGUCGUCGCAGAUUUACCGACGGAAAAUGUGUCGGUCUUUUGCAUCUCAAAUGUCAUUGUUUUAAUAGUAGUAAAGUUGAUAACAAAUUUGCAUUAUAAUAAUUUUAACUUUAAUACCAUAAAUACCUGUAUAUUAAUUUUU
This is a messenger RNA of Oppia nitens, 705 nucleotides long. RefSeq lists its product as uncharacterized. NCBI's taxonomy places the organism in Eukaryota, Metazoa, Arthropoda, Arachnida, Sarcoptiformes, Oppiidae. The record is from RefSeq and is a predicted model, not a curated record. The coding region runs from base 63 to 662 and encodes 199 amino acids. The transcript is spliced from 3 exons.